This is a messenger RNA of Pangasianodon hypophthalmus (striped catfish), 1899 nucleotides long. RefSeq lists its product as uncharacterized. The coding region runs from base 169 to 1005 and encodes 278 amino acids. Gene Ontology annotation, molecular function: protein binding. The transcript has 2 exons. Lineage: Eukaryota; Metazoa; Chordata; Actinopteri; Siluriformes; Pangasiidae. The record is from RefSeq and is a predicted model, not a curated record.
UCCUCAUCAUCAUCAUUGAUAGUGACAGCUGCGCCUGAAUGCCGAGAAAGGACUAGUCCACGAUGAGGUGAUGUUACAGCACGAGAAACACGCUGCGUCCAUGAGCAUCCUGUAAUUAGGCUGAACGUGUUCUCAGUUCUCCCAUAAUACCUGGUGUAGCCUGAAUAGAUGGAUGACACAUGCAAGGAGCGAAAACUCCUCUCUUUUCUUUUUUACCAAGCUGUGCGGGACCAUAAACCUGUGUGGAUGUUGGAGGACAUGCGCAACAUGGAGACAUUUCACUGGGAAGAAGGCACCCGGCAACGGACGUACACUCCUUCCGAGGCGCUUCUGUAUGCCAUCGUGCACGACCACCGAGCUUAUGCACAAUAUUUGCUGAAUCAGUUCUCAGAUGGUGCUCUUGCCAUGCCAGGCAAGAAUUUCUGCUGCUGUCCAUCUUCUGCUCCACACUUGGCCAUGGCUGUCCGCUACGAAAGGAAGGACAUCAUGGCUCUCAUCCUUCAGGUGGCACAUAGAAUGCCCACUCUGCGCUCAUACAUGAACCGAGGUGGAUGCAACCACAUUGAGGAUGGCAAAACUCCACUCCAUCUGGCAUGUGAAUUAUCACACUCAGAGGCUGUCAUAAUGUUAUUGGGAAAUGGGGCUUCACCGCAAGCUGAGGACCACAAUGGUAUGACACCUCUGGAUCUCAUCCUCGAGCAGCUCUGGACCUCCAAAGUGAACACAGGCGCCAAGAAGCUGUGCCUUGAGAGCCUGCUCAUGUUCAUGCCUGAGGUGCGGUUCAAAAUGAAGAGCUCACUGGAAAAGGAUCCACAGUGCUGGUCCAAAGUUCUGGGAGAGGAGAAGUUUAACUACCUAGUCGGGAGAAUUCCAGGAACACUCUUUCUCAUUGCUAUGCAAAGAAUCCUGUCUCGACUGCCUCCCCAAGAAUUUCCAAAAAGUCUGGACAAACUGCCCAUUCCAGCUUCUCUGAAAACCCUCACACAGCCCUUAAUGCAGACCUAACAGUGGCCUAAGUCCUAUUGAAACAUACUUGGAAACUGCGUGUGUUUUUUUGUUUGUUUUGUUUUGUUUUGUUUUUCUUUUCCUAUCUGGAUGGCAUGAAUUUAACAUGUAUGUACUGUGUGUGUGUGUGUGUGUGUGGCAUGAAAUGAAUGAUCAAAGCUAUCACUGUAACUUGGGUAAGCAAAAACGUCUUCCUGUUCUCAGAUUAAAUAAUGGAAACACCUCUUUUUUUAAAAAAUAAAUAAAUAAAUAAAUAAAUAAAUAGGACAAUAUUUUUAUGUGACUAAAAGUAACUGAAAAAGCAAUGUAUGUAUUUCCUAAUGGUUUUAAUGAUUAUGCAAUUACUUAUAAUGCAUUACUUUUGAGAACAUGCUUGUAUGUGUCUUACUGGAAAACUGUUUUUUCCUCCUCACUGUUUAUCAGCAUGGUUUUAAAUGCAAAAAAAAUGUAAACAGUUUAAAGUCAAAAGACUGAUCUUGAUUAGAAAACCGUUAUAACAUUAUAAUGUUUUCUGUAUUUGAUAGUGUGUCCAACUGAAAGGCAGUAAAAAGACAGAUGUCUUCUCAGAGAAUUCACUCCCAUAAUUCUGUUCACUGGACAGCGAUAUACUUUAUAUAAUUUUUAAUUUACAAUUGUAAGGUAUGUUUUGAAUUACAUUAUCAUGAUACAAUUAUGACAAUACAACUAUUGAAAGAGAGACAAUUAUUAUAUGAAAAUCUGGGCACGUGCCUACCAACAAUAUUUAAUAUGCAAAUCUGGAAGUGUUUUCUUCUGUGUACUGUCCAGCUGUGAUUUAACUGUAACCAUUAUUAAGUCAAGUUAUUUACCUAUUGUGGAUAAAAGAACAAGGGAUAUAUGAAUUAAAAAAAAUCUUUCUGACCUCUUCUGAAAUCA